AUGCAAUCCGAACAAAUAUUGCAUUUCUUAACAAUCUCUAUCAGUAAAAUAUAUUUUAAAUCUUUCGUGUGGCAUCAUUUGCCCAAGGUAACAUUAGCAGUCCAAUCGUUGAUAUUUACAAACACUAAACGACAACGGACAAGUAUUGCAAAAUCACGUAGAGAGGCUAAGAACACGAUAACAAGCGAAAAUGGUCAUGAACAACAGUAUGACAAUGAUCAACUUAUUUCUAUGAUUCACGGUCUAAUGGACGAACGUGAUGUUCUCUGGCGUGAGAAUGAAUAUUUAAAAGCGAAAUUAAAUGAACCUAUCUUGAUGGAAACAAUCAACGAGAUGAGAAAAGAACGAGACUCACUAUUGAAACUAUUACUUAACCUAACAAGCAAUCGUCAUGAUAAACCUGACCCAUCACAAUAUCCCAAUUCUUCUUCAGACGAAUUUACAAACAAUUAUCCAGCUGAUCUUCUUCCUCCAACAUCUUAUCGAACAUUUAUCACCACUCCGAAUGGUAAAAUAUCGCAUAAUGGUAAUUCACCGAGUAAAAAACCUUCAAGUCAAUCUCGAUCUAGUAAUCGCGACAUUCCUCAAGGUGAAUCGAAACUAUCUCGUCGGAUACAUCGAAUGAAGCCUAAUUCAGACCAACAACCUGCGGUUGUCUAUCGUGUUGAAGGUACAAAGGAAUGUUUGAUGAAUCCAAAUGAAUUAUCAUCCGUCUUUGCGCACGUCAAACAUUCUCAUCCGAAUAAAAAAAUCGUUGUUUAUAAAACUUCGACAACUCCUCAAACACAUGAAUUCAACCAAUUAGUUGACGAAAUGUGUCUUAAACAUGGCGUCGAAUUGAAACAUAGUCAAAACUCUCCAUUUCAGCAAUAUCGUUCUCAAUCUCUGCAAGAUUUAACGUCAACGUCGUUGUCAGUACCAUAUCAACCUGAUUUUGAUUUUCAAUUCCAACCAAUUGAAAAACAAGAAAAAAGUCGAGGAAAUUAUAUGAAAAAGAGUUAA
This is a messenger RNA of Adineta ricciae, 1002 nucleotides long. Lineage: Eukaryota; Metazoa; Rotifera; Eurotatoria; Adinetida; Adinetidae. The record is from the annotation of a GenBank genome assembly.